This is a messenger RNA of Dreissena polymorpha, 2260 nucleotides long. RefSeq lists its product as uncharacterized. The coding region runs from base 196 to 2088 and encodes 630 amino acids. The record is from RefSeq and is a predicted model, not a curated record. Lineage: Eukaryota; Metazoa; Mollusca; Bivalvia; Myida; Dreissenidae. The transcript is spliced from 18 exons.
UCGUGUCUCGUAUCAUAUUUUGAGCAGUAUAUGCACACAAUUAGCGAUUGUCUUCUUUAUAAAGCACAGCCAUACACGUAGAAUGAUCAGUUAAGGCACGCUUUAAAAUAUCGAACAUUUGUAGGAUGAACUUUAAUCUGGCCGUGUACAUAUACAAUGGAAAUUGAUUGAUGUUACACAGUUUAUGAAUUUGAAAUGGGUAAAAAGCGAAUUGGGAACUUUAUACGCGGGAUUAAUUUCCUGAAGCCGAGAGAAGAGCAAGGAUAUUGGAAUCAACUUGGAAUCAAAAUUCCCGACAUUGAAAGUGAAAUUGACUACGAUGAUGAUGGCAUACAGUUCGAUGAAAUGAAGGAUGGAUUCGCAGCGUUUGCAGAGAAGGUUUGCGUACCAAAGUUUUGCCCUGAACGAGAUUCCGGCGGUUACUGGGCCGCACAAUGGGCUAUUAACUUUUUGAUCAGGCUUGUAGGGGAACAAGAACAUGAUGAGGCAGUCUCUAAAACAUUCGGUAAGGUAUACGCUGACACGUGGCUAGCACUCCUUAAGGCAGGACCAAGCUCCGCACAAACAGAAAUAAUGUCCAGAUUCCAAACGUACAUCUUCGAACAGUAUAUCAUGAACUGUGAACAUAAACAAUUUGCUGAAAUGUUCUCCCAAAUGAAUAUUACAUUCCACUACGACGCGUCAAUAGAAAAAGAGCACGAAGAGGGAGAAUAUGCUGACUGUGUAAAUAAAGCCAUCGGCUAUUUAUUUGAACGCAUGGAAGAGAAACAACUGAUCGAAUCACGGAAAGAAUUCCUGGAUCUGUACCAUCACUUCCAAAAACAGCAGUCUGGUCUAUCAGCGACGUUCGCUACAUACGUGGGUUAUCUACUCAGAGAUAUGGCUUCAAGAUUCCCCGACAAAAACCCAUAUGGUGAAACGAAAGGGGUUGGACAUGUAGACCCAAAAAGCGAAACGAAAGGGGUUGGACAUGAAGACCCUAAAAGCAAAACGAGAGGGCUUGGACAUGCAGACCCAAAAAGCAGCAAAGAGAGCAUUGAACUUGUGAAAAGAAUGAUCUGUGAUCCAAAGAUAAAGUCCAAAGAAGACAUGGGAAAAUUAAAAGCUGGCGCAACUUUAGAGAGUGUAAUAGAAGGAAAAUUAAAAGCCAAUGACAUACCUGGAAUGAUUGACCCUCUAAUGAGCCUCGUUUCGGAGUUUUCGAAGUCAGCCGGAUCUCGAUUCGGGAAGGAGAUUUACAAAAUCAUCAGGAAUAGACUGUUUAAUAAAAUGGACAAUGACUCCUAUGUUCCUAAUGUCAAGGUCUAUGAAUCAUGUCUGGGAAUGGUGCUAAACGUUUUACCGCAUCCGAAUGUUACAGAGCCAAUGGCGGACAUGAUCAACGCUGUAUUUGCAUAUUGCCUUAUGAAAUUUCCAGACAUGACCCAGCCUUUGGCAAAGAAAUUUGUAACCGCCAUGAUCGAACUGCUUAAAUCAGGAAACCAAAUACUGGUUAAAGUAACUGUGGGAAUAUUAAGGGAUGACGUUAUGCUAGAACGACUCAAAUGGAAGAGUUUAAUCGAGGAGGUGAGGAUGAUGCUGGGAAUUGUGGGAAAGAAGCCAAUUAAGGAGAUGCAAAAGGAUGAACGUGACAAGCUGGACACUAUAAUCAAAGGAUACACGGAUUUCUGCGAGUAUUUUCUAAUAGCGCUGCGGAAGUCUAAGGUGGUUGAACAAGUACAGAAAGAGCUUAUUGAAGCAAUAUUUGACUGCAUUGAACUAGAGAGCCCAGCAAAAGCCGACAUGGCUUAUGCAUUACAAGAUAAUCUCCGCCUAUCGAAGCCUGACAGAGAUCUUAUUAUCUUCAUUCUGACUCGCUGUAAAGCUGACCUGGACAACAAAGAGUUGAAAUGGACGAUUCACUCUAGCAAAAGUAUAUCUAAUACUCUACAGGCUGUGAUCACGGCCUAUAAUGGAAAUGGCAAAAUGGUUACCCCAGAACAACACAAGCUAUUCGCGGGGAUAUUUAAUAUUUGCAUGGAAGGGGACUCAACAGUGGAACAUUUUAUUGACUACGAUGAAUGCCAUACAGUUUAUAUGACGAUUUAGCGGGACAACCUCGCAAACUAUUUUGAAUUGCACCUAGAGACGAGUACCCAAGACUGUUUCAUUGAUGUAAUACCGGGUUUGCUCAAGUGGGCCAGGAUUUCAGUGGAGGAGGAUUGUGAACAAGUCAAAGAUACCAGUUUCCGCAUCCUCGAUUACUGUUCUAUUAAGGCGG